AUGCGUUCCAGUCUUUUCACUUCAAUUCUGGCCUUAGCGCCUUGGCUCGCGUCUUCCAGUCCUAUAGCGCAAGUUGACAAACGAGCAAGUGGUUAUCAGAACACUGUAUACUUCACUAACUGGGGUAUCUAUGGACGAAACUACCAGCCGCAGUCUUUACCAGCCAAUGAGCUCAGUAUCGUCCUGUACGCAUUCGCAAAUCUACAAAGCAGUGGUGAAGUAUACUCGUCGGACAGCUAUGCCGAUCUGCAGAAGCACUAUGCUACAGACUCGUGGAACGAUGUCGGAAACAAUGCAUACGGUUGCGUGAAGCAGCUAUACCUUCAGAAGAAAGCCAAUCGACAGCUGAAAGUGCUCCUCAGCAUUGGUGGUUGGACUUAUUCAACCAACUUUCCCGCGGCAGCCAGCACAGCGGACACUCGUGCGACUUUCGCUUCAACAGCAGUAACCCUGAUGAAAGACUGGGGCUUUGACGGCAUCGACAUCGACUGGGAAUACCCAGCAGACUCCACGCAGGCAGCCAACUUCGUCUCCCUGCUCCAAGCCGUCCGCUCAGAGCUGGACAGCUAUGCCGCGCAGUACGCCCCGGGCUACCACUUCCUGCUGACGGUCGCCUCACCCGCCGGCCCGCAGAACUACAACACGAUGCAACUCUCCGCCAUGGCCAACUACCUGGACUUCUUCAACCUGAUGGCCUAUGACUACGCGGGCAGCUGGGACAGCACGAGCGGGCACCAGGCCAAUCUGUACAACGCCAGCGAUUCGGGCAACCCACUCGCCGCCAAGUACUCGACCGACAAGGCCGUGACUGACUACAUCUCGGCGGGCGUCCCCGCGAGCAAGAUCGUGCUCGGCAUGCCCAUCUACGGGCGCUCAUUCGAGCAAACCGCCGGCAUCGGCCAGCCCUACACCGGUGUUGGGUCUGGCUCGUGGGAGAACGGCGUGUGGGACUACAAGGCGCUGCCCAAGGCCGGCGCCACCGUCAUCACGGACGUCAAGGCCGGCGCGACGUACAGCUAUGAUUCGUCGGCGCAGGAGCUCAUCUCUUAUGACACCCCUGACAUGGUCUCGACCAAGGUUUCGUACCUCAAGAGCAAGGGGCUUGGCGGGAGCAUGUUCUGGGAGGCGUCGGCCGACAAGAAUGAUAGCUCCAGUCUCAUUACUACUAGCCUCAACGCGCUGGGCUCGCUGAACUCCGACCAGAACUUGUUGAGCUACCCGAAUAGCCAGUAUGCGAACAUUGUUGCUGGUGUGCCGAGUUGA
Diaporthe amygdali is the source of this 1263-nucleotide messenger RNA. RefSeq names its product glycoside hydrolase family 18 protein. Lineage: Eukaryota; Fungi; Ascomycota; Sordariomycetes; Diaporthales; Diaporthaceae. The coding region runs from base 1 to 1263 and encodes 420 amino acids. Gene Ontology annotation, molecular function: chitinase activity; chitin binding. The transcript has 5 exons. The record is from RefSeq and is a predicted model, not a curated record. Gene Ontology annotation, cellular component: extracellular region. Gene Ontology annotation, biological process: carbohydrate metabolic process; chitin catabolic process.